AAAAAGUCGCGAGACAAGAUUCAUUUAUAAACACAACAUUUAUAAAAUGACACCAGUCUCUUAACAAACAGCGGACAGGUCAAGUUCAUUUAAAUAUUUUAAAAUGAACAAGUUUUGUGCUUUGUUAAUUGUCGCUUUUCUAAGCAGCGUGGCGUGUAGAAGAUUAGCGCGGCAGACAAUGGAAGAAUUAUUAGAUGACAGAUACGGCUUUAACCAGCCAUGGCAAAGACCUCAGAAUCCAUGGAUGAGGCCCAAUCAGCCGUGGAUGCGGCCCAGUGAUCCUUGGGGCAGACCCAUGAACCCAGUGGAUCCUGUCCCCAAUCCUUUCCCCAAUCCUAAUCCAAUCCCCACAGCACCAACGCCGGCUCCCACACAGGCACCUGGCGGGUCUACGACAGAAUCCCCUGAUGUUCUAGCCUGUCAGCGGAACUGUCCAGGAACAGCUGAGUACAAUCCAGUAUGUGGCUCCAAUGGUAAAGAUUACGACAACCCUGGCCGACUUUACUGUGCCCAGAUGUGUGGAAUUUCUGUGACGAUGCUACGACAAUCAAAGUGCCCCACAACGCCAGCUCCUAUCAUAUAGUUUAUUAAGUUAUUGUACCAUAGAUAAGUAGGUAAUAAAAAUAAAAAAAUAA
This is a messenger RNA of Pieris napi, 635 nucleotides long. Its product is annotated as putative surface protein bspA-like. Bases 104 to 583 code for a protein of 159 amino acids. The transcript is spliced from 4 exons. The record is from RefSeq and is a predicted model, not a curated record. Lineage: Eukaryota; Metazoa; Arthropoda; Insecta; Lepidoptera; Pieridae. Gene Ontology annotation, molecular function: serine-type endopeptidase inhibitor activity; protein binding.